UCUUUCGAUUGCCGGAAAAAAAACGCGGAGGAGCGUUGUAUAGACGCGUCUUCGAUCCAACUGUUUAUAAAUAAGAGACUCUGAAGUCCGAUCACCACACUCGCUCUCUCUCUGAAUCAGAUCUAAUUCAAACUUGGGAAUUUCCUUCCUUCGUUUGAAUCUGAAUCUGAAUCUGAAUCUGAUUCAAGAUGGCAUCGACUACUCCUCGCCCCGUCGGGCUCCGAUUCCAUCCCAGAUAGGAUGAAUUGAUUGCUUACUACUUGCAUAAUCGAAUUGUCUUGGGAGAUCAGUUUCGAUCGGAAUUUGUGUUUGAUUGCCCCGAUAUCUAUGGGAAGGAGCCCUGGGUCACUUGGACCAUGUGGGGUGGGGAUCUCAAAGAGCCCGGAGAGCCUCUCUAUGUCUUCACUCAUCGGAGAUCCAAACACUUCGACAGAAAGGUCGGUUCCGGGACAUGGAGUUCCCAGAAUCUAGACCGAGUCGCUGCUCCUGCCCAUCCUGAUGUCGUUCUCGGAUUCAAAAGAGAAUUCCGGUAUAUCAAGGGUUCCGAUUCUGUCCAAAAUGGGGCUUGGUUGAUGACCGAGUACGAAAUCACAUCCCACAGUGAUCUUCUACUCUGUGCCCUCAGAAGAAGCCCUAGAGCAACUGAAGACACUGCUCCUCCUCCGAAGCAAAAGAAGAAGAGCAACAAAAGAAAGAAGAAUGAGGAGGAGGCUGUGAACACUUUGAAAACGCAAGAAUCAGAACCCUCUACCUCUACCUCUUCCUUGGAUGUUGAGCAGCUUGAUCAUCUGGUUCAUGAUUCUCUAACUGUUAGGAAAAUGUGCAAAUGAUCGGAAACACGUCAAGAAGAGUGGAUUUAGCGCACAUUAUGGAUUCAGGUGAAAGUUUCAAGCCAAAAAGAGCAAAUGUGGAAAUUUCAUAAGAAAAGAAAAGUCAACGCCGGAAAAUGCCGGUUAAACUCCGGCGAUGAGAAGGUGGUUGCCGGAAAUGGUGAUGGUUAAAGUCAAUAAGACAAUGAAGCAUAUUGGUGAAUUAUGAAUUGUAAAUUUUAAUUUACAAUUUAAAUUCAAAAUAGAAGAAGACAAAUGAAGGAGACAAUUUCAAGAACAAGAUCCUCAAUUUGUGCUCCAUGAAUUGGGGAUUUAAAUUUAAAAUAGAAGAAGACAAAUGAAGGGGACCAUUUCAAGAACAAGAUCCACAAUUUGUGCUUCUACAUUUGUCCACCAUAUCUAACCAAUCAUCCCCUUACAUCUCCACCAUUCAUUUGUGACCUUAAGGCCUUUAAAUACCCUCAUUCUUCACAAAUUCGUGCAUUCUCCUUCACCACACUAAAACUCCAUCAAAACUUCAUAUUUUCCAUAGUUUUAACAUAGUUUUCUUAGGCCUAAGUCAUAGAUAUCAAGUUGUGCAAAGAAAAGUGUAAAGUGUCUUGAGUUUUCACCAAAAACUAAAGAUCUUUUACACCCUUGAUCAAUCACAAACUUGUUUCAUAGAUUUGGGUCACUUCACUCUCUUUAUCCUCUACUCAUACUCUUUCUCAACCCUUGUUCUUUGUUCCUAGAUUGUGUGGAUAAAGUAUGGUGUUCAUGGAGUUCUUCUUUUGUUAGAACCCAUUAAUACCAUACUUAGAAGCAUUUUCUUCCUUAUUACAUCUUUGUGGGUAGUAAACCUUUAGAGGUACGGUUUGGUAUCAUUUGUACCAAACCCUUGGUAAUCUCUUUUCUCUUUACUCUACUUCUCUUUUGAUGUAUUUCAUUUUCAAGGGUGUUAUAUUUAAUGGGUUGUGAGUAGUUGGAUUUGAGGCUAGGCUAGCCCUAGCCAAACUCA
Molecule: messenger RNA, 1827 nt
Organism: Argentina anserina (silverweed cinquefoil)
Lineage: Eukaryota; Viridiplantae; Streptophyta; Magnoliopsida; Rosales; Rosaceae
Exons: 2
Coding region: 357-830 (157 amino acids)
Biological process (GO): regulation of DNA-templated transcription
Molecular function (GO): DNA binding
Source: RefSeq, a predicted model, not a curated record